Pseudovirgaria hyperparasitica is the source of this 846-nucleotide messenger RNA. Its product is annotated as NAD(P)-binding protein. The transcript is spliced from 5 exons. The record is from RefSeq and is a predicted model, not a curated record. NCBI's taxonomy places the organism in Eukaryota, Fungi, Ascomycota, Dothideomycetes, Acrospermales, Acrospermaceae. Bases 1 to 846 code for a protein of 281 amino acids. Gene Ontology annotation, molecular function: oxidoreductase activity.
AUGGGGAAAGUCUUCUUCAUUACCGGCACCAGCACUGGCUUUGGUGCCGAACUGGCCAAGAUCGCUCUGGAACGCGGGGACUCUGUAGUUGCUACAGCUCGCGAUUCCUCGAAGCUAAAGUUUGACGGAGCCACUGAAUCGAACUAUCUUGCUGUCAAUCUUGACGUAACCUCGAAAGAUCAAAUCGAGAAUGCUUUCGACGCAGCUAUCAACAAAUUCCACACUAUCGACGUGGUAGUCAACAAUGCAGGCUAUGGACUGUCUGGAGAAUUCGAGUCACUGAGUGAAAAGCAGAUCAGAGCUCAAAUGGAGGUCAACUUCUUCGGUCUUAUCGAUGUCACACGGAAAGCUCUUGAAGUUUUGAGGGCUCAGGGCACGGGCGGAAGGAUUCAGCAGGUCACGUCCAUCGGCGGCCAAGUUGGCGUGCCAACAUUCUCUAUCUAUUGCGCAAGUAAAUGGGCGAUUGAGGGCUUCACUGAGGCAUUGUCCCUGGAACUGAAGCCGGAGUGGAACAUCCACUUGACCUGUAUAGAACCAGGCGGUUUCCGAACCGAUUGGGCCGGUCGAAGCAUGCACUUUGGUGAGAACAAGAACCCAGCAUACGACCACAUCGACGCCAAAACAGCCAUGGGCAAACGUAACGGUACUCAGGCGGGAGACCCAUACAAAGCUGCCCUUGGAUACUACGAGCUCGCUAUGAUGCAAGAUCCGCCGUUGAGAUGCAUUCUUGGUACUGACGCAUACGCCACCAUCAACAAGAAACUCAAGACUUACGCCGAGAACGUCAAAAAGUAUGAGAAGUUGAGCAACUCGACAGAUGUUGAUGGCUACAAGGCUCCGUCAUAA